CAUUUUGGCACUCACGGGAUGACGAUCGACAAACGAGCGACGUCGGCGCCGUGGCUGCUGCCGCCGAUCGCGCUGCAGAUUCUGCACUACCUUGACGAUGCUGACGACGCACGCGCCUAUCUUCAAGCAGCGCCAGACGGCAGCCUCGAUGACGCGCUCGACGCGCUACGGACGCUCUUGGCCAAAAACAAGCUGCUUUCCCUGUGGCCGAUGCCGCACAUUGCCAGUCUGGACAAAGCCUACUACGCUGAUCCAACCGUCGUGAUGAGAGCGCUUCCUCUCUUCAAGGAGAUCACGUUCACUAGCCGCCGAGCCGGUUGGACCAUCUGCGAAGGUGCCCACGCGAUAGUUCUGCCACCGACGACUGCCGUGAUCGCCGACGUCAACCUUGAGGUCGUUGGUAGCGUCCGUGAAGCGCUCGGAAAGUGGUUGCCGAACCUCGCGGCUCUUAACAUCGGAAACGAACUGUACCAGGACUUGGCGGCCGUCGUCGCGGACAACCUCUCGGCAUGCCAUGGUCUCCGCACGCUGUCCCUGCAUCAAGAAGAGGAGCUGGACCGAGAGUCGUUUGUUCAUACACUAACGGCUAUCGUCGCAACAUGCCCGCAGGUCGAACGUAUUAGCGUCGGUUCCUCCAGCUACUCACCCGUGUGGGACUGCAAGGCGCUCCUCGCUUGGCUGGCGCUGCCCACCGCACGUCAUCUUAAGCUAGACGGCACCGACUUCCAAGACGAGUCCGGCUUCGAGCUGGCGAUGGUCAUGCUCACGUCGAGUACGCUCGAGACGAUCACGCUCUCGGAUGUUCCGAGUCUCACGCGUGCGGUGGUCUCUCCGUUCUCGCCGCCGUUGCCCCAGAACCUGCGGCACUUGACCAUUAUCGACUCCAUGUUGGCCCAGGAGCCCGGUAAGGACGACACGUUCAAUGAUAUGUACGGCAAUGGCGAGGACGACGAUGUCGUCGAUCCACCGCUGCCGUUUAAUGACGGGGACGUGGCCGCGCUCGCCGCCAAGCUGUCGACUGCCUCACGCCUCGAAGGCUUUAGUUUGACGGCGCCAACGUUUUGCGAUGCCACGCCGCUUGUUAACGUCUUGGUGCAGCUACCGACGUUGAAUCGUCUCUUUUUGUGUGACGUGCACCUGACGUCGUUCCCGCCACUGCGUCCGCUUUUGUAUCUCCACCUCGUCUCGGUGACGUUCUCGGACAAGGCCAUUGAGCACCUGGCGACUCUGCUUUUCUCGACGCCCAAGCUGCUGCAGCUGGACCUCAGCUACCAAUACAACCCGCUGCCCGAUGGCCAAUUCAGGACGAUCUUGCGUGCGCUGCCUCAAUGGUUGAGCGGUCGCAGUGCCGUGUGCCGUGUCAACAUUUCGAUGGCGGGCAAUGCGUGCGCCAGUGACAUGGCAGCUGCGCUUGCCCAGACGCGCAAUUCGCACAAAGUCAAAAUCAUGCUUCGUACCAAUGGUGUCUCGCUGGACGCCAAGAAGCAGCUUGUCGCGGCGAUAGCAUCGACGUCGCAGAUGGCGCUCUUCAUCGACGGAGCCAAUCGUCUUGAAGAGGACGAGCUGAAAGCGUACGGUCGACAACUGCGUCUCCAGAUCACAACUCGCAAGGACCAUCCGGGCUGGCCCAAGCAGUGCUGGUUCCACUCGCCACGUACAUUGACCGACUAGCGACGCCGCAUGACUACAUCGUAGCUUGAAAAACAAUCUCAAUACCAUUCGUCG
This is a messenger RNA of Saprolegnia diclina VS20, 1725 nucleotides long. RefSeq lists its product as hypothetical. The transcript has a single exon. Bases 19 to 1671 code for a protein of 550 amino acids. The record is from RefSeq and is a predicted model, not a curated record. Lineage: Eukaryota; Oomycota; Saprolegniomycetes; Saprolegniales; Saprolegniaceae.